UGCGGAGCCUGCGGUAAGCAAAGGUGUUUGCCGUCGAGCUUUUUUUUUAAAUUUUGAACUCGCGUUUGCAUUUAAUUUGUUCGCUUUUGAAACUGUUUGUUUUGAUCAUUAAAUAUUUUAACAAGAAACAGCUAUGGACUCCUCGUCUUUUAUGUCGUGUUGCUCUUCAAAUGAGGACUUUAUGGAGAAGUUGUACUACUCUGCAUCGGAUGACGAUUCUUUCCAGUCUGCACUGCACGUGUCGGAUGAGGGAUCAUUCCAUUCUGCAAUGGAUACCAGUGACGUUUCGAUGGGAGACCGAUCGAAAUUAUCGUGGAAUGGCGACAAAGAAGGAUCGUCGUCGUACAGUGAUGAAGAAGCGCGCCACACGGACGAGUCGAAUUCCCUGGAUCCGUCGGAAGAGUCCUCCAGUUUCGACAUGGCGGAUAGUGAUGCAGCAUCCAUGCAGUUGUCCAUGCCGUCGUUCACUGUUUCCUUGGAGGACAGCCAUUUUAGUGUAGAGUGCACGAACGAAGAGAAUGCCAGCGGCGAACGUACCUUGGACAAGAGUUUCUUCGAUUUCGAGUACCAUGCUGCAAGACCGUCGCACGGUGACUCUACAGAUGGCGCUGCAUCGUUCCACCUCAACGCAGUUCAGGGAGAAGGGAUGGAAGCCAAGGAUGACGUGUCGGUCAGAUCCGCUUUGAUGAGCGCGAGCGGAACGGGGUCGUUGACCUGUGAUGUGGCGGCCAUGGUCAUGGCGGCCGCUAUGGCGGAACCUCUACCAUCGGAAGAAGCAGGCGUUGCGAUUUGUGAUAAACCCCAUACUGCUCCUCGGACGCCUGUAGAGACACGGAGCCGUCGAACCAGGAAGGCCAGCAGUGGCGCCCUUGAAGCCGGAACGUCCGCGGCAAAACUUGCACCGCCGCGUAAGCAGCGCGCUCAUCGGGUUACGGAUAAAGCGUCGGGACAAAGUUUCCAAGAAGGGCAAAUCGUGCAUUUCCCAGCGAAGCCGACGAAAGGCCAUCCGCCGUACUAUUAUACCGGCCAAAUCGUCCAGCAAAUACUGGACAAGAACGGUGCUUUGGGUUACAUCGUCCGAUAUGCGUAUUUCACUUCGCUGAAGAUGGACAAUUGGCGCUUUUACAAAAACACCAAACCCGACUUCAUUUGUGCGAGUGCCUUAAUUGCGGAUGGGAUCGAUGCGCGCAUGUUUGUGCAGCGCACUAACCAGCGCUACCGCACCGCGGUGAAGCGAAUGGCUUGUCGAAAGAAUGCGGAUGGACGCCGCACAGGUGAUAUAGCGAAGCGAGUGUAAAUAUUCCAGCCGAUGUUACGGUAUUUCUUGUUACAUGUAAUGAUUUUGCUUUCAUGUUAUAAAGCCGCCGUUACAAAUUACAAAAUUGAUGCUUUUAUUUUGUUCUUGAUUAUUUGCGAGAUUUUUCGUUGAUUUAUUGCAGUACUUCGUAUCUCGAUUGAUUAGCUUACCGCUUUCUUUACGAAUGUAUUAUUAUGCGGUUUUGUUUUAAUUCCGUCGUUUGUACGGAGUUUUAGAUGGUUUAUGUACCUACGCACUGCAGAAUGUGUAGCUCUGUUUCUUUCUGCGCCUGCAGUUGCGCAUCUGCUUGAAAGUCUGGCAUUAUCAGGAAAGGGUAGAACGGU
Messenger RNA from Paramacrobiotus metropolitanus, 1641 nucleotides. RefSeq lists its product as uncharacterized. The transcript is spliced from 3 exons. The coding region runs from base 134 to 1297 and encodes 387 amino acids. The record is from RefSeq and is a predicted model, not a curated record. NCBI's taxonomy places the organism in Eukaryota, Metazoa, Tardigrada, Eutardigrada, Parachela, Macrobiotidae.